AGAACACACACGAGCAAAAACAGAAAAGACUUGUUCAUUAUUUCAUUCAUUUAUUCAGAUGCCUCUGACGACUUGUUUCUGGGCCCUGCUUUCCUUGAAUGAGCUCAGUUUCAUCUAUCUACCGGCCUCAGUAGGAGAUAAAGAAGUCCUGGGUGGAAGAACAAUCCGAGAUCUCUUGCUUAACAGAUCUCUUCUUGACUUCGUACACCACGAAGAAGUAGAUCUCGCAAAAUCCGAUCUAUCUACUUUUGUUCGCAUGAAAACCCUCGCUGGCUCUGUCACAAGAUGUCGGCUCCGCUCGUUUGCAGACAUAGCCUUGUGUAUUCACCGAUCGAAGGACCUGUCACAGCCAUGUGCUUAUAAUGCAUUCCCGGACAAAGACGGCCAUAUGCCAACAAUAUCUUUCAAUGGUGAAACCAAAGACAAGGAAGCAACGUGGGAUGUAAUUGAUGUAGUCAUGUACACUGCAUCUGAAAACGUCGUUCUUGCCUUUUUUCACAGUACAGAGUACUUUCACAGUCAAGAAGCCAUGAGCACUCUUUGUGGUGAAAGCAUUUUUAGAGAACAGGACAUUCAACAAAUGAUGGACGUGUUGCAGAAAUAUUCUUACGACGACCUUGUUUCCUCUAACAGCCAAUUAGAGAAAAAGAUAAAAGAGCCAUUAAGGGUUUUUCAGAUAUACAACAGCACAUCCCACGAGUUGCUAGCCUCCUGGCCCCCACAUUUUGACUCUAAUUGUGAUACAACUCCCAGCAGCAGUGGUAGCGGUAGCGGUAGCAGUAGCGGUAACCACAGACCACCUUCGAACCCUAUUCCCUAUACUUUUUUGCGCGACGCAUGUGUGCCACAAUUGAUUAGCAAGGUGACCGAACUCACCAAAAACGCCACAUUGAGAGACAUUAGCGGCGAUGAACGACAGGGGGUUGAAGAAGUGGCCUGUACACACCACCUUCACUCCAGUUCGAUGGUCCAUCUUGGUUUACAUGGCAUGGUCCGAUUUGAGAGAAUAGUUAUACCUUAUGGAGUCCUUUCAUUUGGCUCCCACCAAAUCACCCAGAUAAAUCACAAUUCCACUACAGAUCUUGGCCAAUAUCACCACUACAUGCAUUGCGCCCCCAGUACUAUUCCUGACGACACAACUUAUCUUAGUGGGGUUAUCAGUAAUCCUAAUUCGACCGCAGUUCUUCAUAGGCCCUGCCUUUCAGAACCACAUUCGCCUGUGGUGGUCGUACCCGAUCCUGCCCUGACGCCUCUCUACCAUCCUGCCCUCCCUUCGCCCACGAUAUCUCCUUCUUUAGCAAUAAACCCUCAUCGUCACCGCCCAUUUGGCCGUCAAUCAGAGGACCCUCCGCCAUCUGGAACCAAUUCACCCGUUACGCUCGCGUACCCAAUGUCCUUACGUAGUCCGGAACCAAGUCCUAUUGCCCCAAAAAUACCAAUUUCAACAAUAUCACCAAAACUGCCAGCUGGACACGUACCAGAAGAAAGGCAAUGGUUGCAUGUACGGUCUCUUUAUGACCCGAUCCUUGACCAACAGACUGCAAAGGUCUGCGUAAGGUGUAACACGAGCUCAAGUCCUGAGUGGCGCCGUGGUCCGAACGGCCACAAAACGUUGUGCAAUGCAUGUGGUUUGAGAUAUUCUCGCUUGCUCUCAAAGCAGUGGCGAAAAUCAGAACUUGAACGGUAUGGACCAGAUGGUCUUUCAAAACCCACCAAGAAACCCUCUGACCAAAAAGACUCAUCGAGAAGAAAGGCUGGUAAGCGUACACCUCCUUAAAAAAAGUUCUUCAUUUUGGACACUUUUGCCAAAUAUUAUUAUUAUUUUUAUUUUUAUUAUUUUGUCUGUUUUACUUUGAUUUCUUCCUUUCUUUGAUUCAUUUUAUUUUGUAUUCCAUUCCAUUUCUUCUUCUUUAAAUCUAUGCCCCACCCAUUCUUUGUAAACAAUUUAUGUUCUUUCACUUCUUUAAUAAUUCGCAAAGAAGCUCUAUAUUACCUAUCUACCUAUCUACCUAUAACAUUCUUAUGAAUACUUUAAUUUUUAUGUCACCAAGAAUAAGUGUGUAUAGUAAACCAAAUUCCAGUAAUUUUUAUUUUUAUUUUUAUUUCUCUUUUCCUUUUCAUUAUUAUUAUUGUCAUUAUUAUUAUUCCAAGUAUGCAAGUUUGAUUUUAUUUUCCUAUAUAAAUUUUCCUUAUAAAAAUCUAUAUCUAUUUCUGUGCACGCAUUAUUUUUACCAGUAGAAAUAAAAAAGGCAAUCAAAACA
Phycomyces blakesleeanus NRRL 1555(-) is the source of this 2261-nucleotide messenger RNA. Its product is annotated as GATA-type zinc finger transcription factor. The transcript has 8 exons. Gene Ontology annotation, molecular function: sequence-specific DNA binding; zinc ion binding. The coding region runs from base 59 to 1777 and encodes 572 amino acids. The record is from RefSeq and is a predicted model, not a curated record. Gene Ontology annotation, biological process: regulation of DNA-templated transcription. Lineage: Eukaryota; Fungi; Mucoromycota; Mucoromycetes; Mucorales; Phycomycetaceae.